Molecule: messenger RNA, 6960 nt
Organism: Pocillopora meandrina
Lineage: Eukaryota; Metazoa; Cnidaria; Anthozoa; Scleractinia; Pocilloporidae
Source: the annotation of a GenBank genome assembly
CAACAGAAGGCAAAUAGAAGAUUUGGAUGAAAACAAAUGAGCAGUCAUUGUGCUUUACAGAAGGAAAGUUUGGGCUCUGUUUAAAAAGCGUUGUCGAUGGACAGCACGUCCAUUAUAACGCAAGUUAACAAGGACGAUGAGUCGGCAGAAGUGAGCCCCUACACACAAAACAAACGUGAGUACGCUUUUACGACUUCCAUAUUGCUCACUUUGCUUCGAUACAAGUACGCAGUUACCGGCGCGAAUUUUGCAUCACAAGGUUUUGUUAGCGUGGUAAGCUUAACUUCACCUAUAGAGAAUAGUCCGAAACUAUCUCUUUUCGAGCUCUCUUACUUCAAGUUGCAACAAAAGUCUCUCUUUGUGGUCAAUCUAGUCAGUGAAAAUCGUUACUCUAGCUUUUGAUUUUAUCAAUCGAGUUAGUUGUUGGCUUGCAAAUGACGUUUAGCAUUUUGUCAACCUCGAUUUCACCAUCUGAGCACGAUUGUUCUCUCUGCUCAACUUUUUAUUUCUCUUCUUCUGCAGUACCUUCUUCAGUCACCAAAAAGCCAAGGAAUCGGAACAUUUUUUCCUCAUUUUUUUGCUGUUUUGGCGCCCAGUCUGCUGCUGCUGCCGGAGGUCCAUACAGAACUGCUGUCACCCACACGAAUCACAACCACAAUCACAAUGAAAACUCGCUUAGUAUCUCCACUGAAGAAAAAGAGCCAAAGGUUAGCAUUUCUAAAUAGAGAUCGAUACUCUUGUUUUACAUAUCUAUCGUGCAGGUGUUCGCUUCAAGUUAUCCACACAACGUUUAAUUUGAAAGCGAUCUCCGAUCCCAUUUCCGUUGGUGCUUGUGCAUACUCGCAAAUGUCGUUCUUCGAGCAAUUCAAGGGUAUAAAUUCGUAUCUUCGGAUCAUUGCGUAACAGCAACCCCUUUUUCCUUCUUUUAUUCCGUCACUUGAGAGACUUCGCUUUGCAAUAGAGCUGUUUGGUAGGUGUAUUUUUUGCCAUUUUGGUGUGAAUUUAAUAUCCGAAUUAAUAAGAUUCUCAAGGGCUCCGUCAUGUUGACAUUCCAACUUGUCUGUUUCUUUGAAGGAACGUGCGUUUUGAAAUUCAAAAGGCUUCUCUGUGCGUUCUUUUCUACCGCGCGCUUGCUUUCCUUUAAUCUUCUCCUCUAAAGGUAUUUAAACGUUGCUAAAUACUAAAAUUAGGCGAAAGGAGACAGAAAAUGUCGGGUGCACUCUUGAAGUACUCUCAAUAUAAUAGCACGAUCAUGGCCGUUGUCUUUCGGUAUACUUGUUUGUGUUUGACGUAAACUCUUAGAAUUAAUUUCUUCUCCAGUAUAGCACCUAUUUCGACCUAACUGCGGAAUCGGUUUCGUAGGGGAAAUAGUGCUUGAUAAAUCUUACAAUGGAUACGACGUGCUCCUUUUUUUGUGGCCACGAACAAGGAACAUUCCGUACUUUUACUGUUUGCAUGAAUUCCGCAAAAUAGAAGAUGAUGCGUGCACGGAAAACGAACUCGAUUGACGCAAAUUUCCAAAAGAUAACAUAUUUAAGAUUUUAAAUGCCCUCCUUUGCUUUACUAAACACAGAAGUCUUGCUUUAACUCCAGAUCGGAUGGGAUAAGUUAGUAUAAGAACUUGAAACUAUUUCCUGUAAAAGGAAAUAGUUGAGCUUUUUACCAAAAAGAAGGAAGACCUGUGUAAAUUCAGUGCUAAAUUAACGAGUCUUUUAUGAAGCAAAGAAACAUCUUUGCUCUUGAUUUUGCUCCUGUUUCAUGUACAUUUUGUUGUGAUCAAUAUUUGAUGAGAAUUCAUAGCAGAUAGACAGUCGUUAAUUGUAUUGUAUAAUUUUCAGUGUUGAUUUAAUUUGCGCUUUGGAAAAUGUGUACAGAUCCAGCUAUUAAUUUUUAACUUUUAGAAGGGCCGUUUUUGCAUAGUAAAGGUAUAUUCAUGACACUGUUUAUGCCUCAUUUAGGAGAAUAAAUUUUUAGUCAGGGUUAAGUUGUAAAAUCUGAACAAGCUGCACUGUAUUUGUCUUUGUUGUUUUGGCACAGGGACUUGUAUGAAAUAUUGUUAUUGUAACCCUACCAUUUUUGCAAGAAUUUUGCUUUCCAUUCUGCCCUUGAUUUUUAGAUGGAGACUUUAAAUAUUUUAUGUUUGGUUUCUUUGACAACCUUUCAUGGUUCCCAAAAUUUCAAUAAACCCUGAGGGAGUCAUUUAAAAUUGCCCAAUUACAUGUAUGAGUGAGAUUUUUGGACUUUGAACCACCAGUAUUUCUUACCAAAACUGCCUUUGUCUAUAUUUCAUGAUGUGAUUGAUGGUCAUACUCAUAACUAAGUUAUUUUAAAGUUAAGUUUUUGUCAUGUUCGAGGACAUGUUUGUCUUAUGAAGGUAUGUUUAAAUAUUGACUCACGUAAAUGAAUUUCUAAUUCCUUGUCGCUUAUUUGAAUUGAAAAUGGUACCAUUUGUCAAUUAGGACAAACUCGAGAUACUUAUGAUAUAGAUCCGGUUUUAUAUUUACCCGGAGGUUUUGACGAAAAGUCCUCAAAGCUUUAUGUGAUUGUGAUAAAAAUUGUUUAUUCUUUUUCUGUUAUUUCCUUCUUCAGCCCUGUAAAUAUCUACUUCCUGCUGUCAGACAUCAGGAUAUGCACAAAAAAUGUAUUGUAAUAGACUUGGAUGAAACACUGGUUCACAGUUCAUUUAAGGUAAAUAUUUACUAAAUUUAUCAGGCUGUUCUGGGUCAUCAACAACAAAUGAAAAGAGAGGAGAAAAAUUAAAAGCAAGAAGGGAAUCUUGUAGAUGUAUUGCCAAGAAAUAGCUUUUGAAUUUAGGUGGACAAUUCUGCUUAGUGGCUAGACAAUCCUCCCUUCUCUGAUGCAUACUAAACAUUUUUUUUAAAAAUAUCUUUAUUAUUACAGGGUUUUUUUAAAAUUGAGGAGAUUAAUGCUUAAUUGACAGGUUGGAAAUAUAAGUUAUUGAUGGGCAAAUCUGUCGGUAAUAAAUAUUAGCCUUUAAUCAAAGGUGUCUUAGAGAGUAUAAUGCCAAAAUAAUUAUGUUUAAUUUGUUUUUACAUAUAAGUUGUUAUUGGGUACCAUAUAUGAAGUUAUAUAAACUUUUAGCUAGCAGUUUGGAGAAAGUUCACCCUCAAAUGAAAGAAACACAUUUGCAAACAUACUCCAAUUUGGGUAAAAGCAAAAUUUGGAAUAUUACAUCAUUUCACAUUAACUUAUAGCCUGUAUGGAAGUGAGAAUAGAGCAUUUAUUUCCUCAUAGUUUACAAACAGGGACAAUGUAAAAUUUUUCAAGAAAGUUUAUACUUUAAAAAAAAUUUGCAGUAUUUAAAUCUCUAAUGCUUUUUUUUUUUUUUUUUUAUUGUUCAUAUAAGCCUGUCCAUAAUGCAGAUUUCAUUGUUCCUGUGGAGAUUGAUGGCACAAUUCAUCAGGUUUGUCAAAUCCUUGUUUUUCUUUUACAAUUUUUUCAAAGUUGUGUUAAAACAUAGAAGCCCAUCCCAAGGAUAUUUGUUGCCUAAAAGAACUUUUUUGAACUAAGUUUUUUAACUAGUGUAAAUUUGCACUAUGUUCACAGGUCUAUGUGUUAAAGAGGCCUCAUGUUGACGAGUUUCUUCGCAGAGUUGGGGAGUUGUUUGAAUGCGUUCUUUUUACCGCUAGCUUAGCAAAGGUGAGACAAAAGAAUACGUAUCAUUGAAUUUUUACUCCAUCCAUUUUACGUCUGAGAUCUUUAAAUCGAUUCUCACUGUCUACACAUACCAGGGCCUAAAAUUAAAAAAUUCCUUUGUCCCCUUUUGGUACCAAAGUGACAGAAAAUUGGCCGCUAGCAGUAAAUUUUUUGUGGCUAAUUUAAAAGCUGCAUCUGUAUAAACCUGUAGGGACAACUGAUGUGAUUCUACAAAAAUGUGUAAAAAAUGCAGUAACUUUUUGCAAUGAGCUGGUACUAAAAAGAACAAACUGCAAUCGUGAAGGCAGAAUGUGUUUCAAGAGAUGGAGAUGUUUGAUGUCAACUUAACCCUUCAACUCCCAUGAGUUACCAAGACAGAAUUUCUCCUUACAACAUCAAUACAAAAUCAAGAAGACAAGAGAUGAGAACCAAGAAAAGUAUCAAUAAGGGAGUUAUAAGUUGAUCCAAUACCAAAUUCUCAGAAGUCACAUCAGAAGACUUGUAUAGCAGACAGUCGGGAGACAUACUAAUGACAUCUUGAGAGUUAAAGGGUUAAACCAAGUUUUGCAUUUUUUUUUUUUUUGUCAAAACAGAAGUAAAACUAGACAAUAUGAGGUACUUUUGAACUUGGGUCAUCUCAUUUUUGGUUUAACCCUUUAACUCUCAUGAGUGACCAGGACAGAAUUUCUCCUUACAAUAUUAACACAGAAUCAAGCAGACAAGUAAAAGAAUGAAGAAAAAAUACUCAAUUAGGGAACUACAAAUUGAUCCAAUACCAAAUUCUCCAAAUUGAAAUAAAGUAUUUUAUGCCAGAUAGUAGGGAGAAUUACCAAUGAGAUCUUGGGAGUCAAAGGGUGAAAACAUACAAAAAUAUAGUCCUUGAGGUGAUGACUAGACCAGACUUUUCACUUGCCUGCAAGAAAAUGUUACUCACAUUGAUGUCUGUAUAGGUUGCCAUCUUACACCCUACAUAUCCUAUUAUUUGAGCAUGAAGAAUUUGGUGUUAAAUCAAGCAACAUCUCCUUUUUUCAUCUGUUUCUUUCUUCUCAUCCUGUUAAUUCUUGUUGUUAAGAUAAACUUCAUUUUGGUCACUCCUUGGAGUGAAAGGGUGAAUGUCAAAGUUGUCGUGUGACGACUUAAAGUUGUGAGAUUGUUCCUUAAAGUAAAAUAUUAAUUGUAAGGGUUGAUCACCUAUGUAUAACAGUUUGUUUGCCCUUUCUCUGUUAAGAUAUCAACCAAGAUUCUCCUCAACUUUCUGCCAUACAUUUCUUAUUUUACUUGUUCUGAGAAUUUGGUGUUUCAUCAAGUGGUAUCUCCAAGAAGACAUUUGUGUCUAUGUUCUUCACCUGCCUGCGUGGUAGUGUACUUAUAUCAUAAGGGGAAAUUACACUCUCUUUGCUCCUGGAUGUUCAAGGGUUAACACGUUGUGUGCUUUUGUAGUAUGCUGACCCAGUCGCCGACUUGCUGGACAAGUAUGGAUCAUUUCGAGCCAGGCUCUUUAGAGAGUCUUGUGUGUUUCAUAGAGGAAAUUAUGUGAAGGUAGGCCUCUAGAAGUUCCACUUUCAUGUUGUUCUCCAUAUUUUAAUGUUCUUACCCAACACAAAAUAUUGUUAAAGGGAAUAAGUAUCGCAAGAAAUGGUGGUACUGCAUAGGUGAAGGAUAUAACAAGAUAAUUUGGUUUUUAAUAAUUUGACCACUGUAAAGAGAUUCUAAAGCUGACAUUUUAUGUGAAUAAAGGGCUAAUGCUCAAAACAUAAGCUUUACCUCAGUGUUUAAAAUAAAUCAACCCCCUCUUUUUCAUGACUUAUGUUUUGUGGAUUUGUUGUUUACACAGGAUCUUAGUAAACUAGGAAGGGAUUUAAAAAAGGUCCUAAUUGUGGAUAAUUCACCAGCAUCAUACAGUUUUCAUCCUGAAAAUGCAGUAAGUGUUGAUGUUUUUGGCAAUUUUGCAAUUCAUAACUUGUUUCAUUUCAUAGAUUAGAACAAAGAGAGUACCCUCACUGUCGUGAUAUCAGUAUGCAUAUUCUCCACUGUUCUCCAUGAAUUUCUGCUGGAGCUGAGGAGGAGAAUUUUUGUAAUAAUCAAGAGCCUCUUUAGUCUGUGAUCAUUUCUGUUAUUCUUAUGACCGUAAAGUGUGAUUCAGGGGUGAUAUUGUAAGGAGAAGUUAGAUGUUCGUCACUCUCAGGAGUGGAAGGGUGAAAACAAAUCAUCUGUUGCCCUGUUAUUUAUUUUCUAACCAAGCAACUUACUAAAGAAAGGUGUUCAAUCACUUUUUACAAGAUGUCCAUAAAAGCAUUGUGUAGUUUUGUGAAAGAAUAAUUACUUUUGAUAAAUGUUCAACUGUUUAAACUGAUUGUUUUAUUGCUGUUCCCAGAUUCCAGUUGCGUCUUGGUUUGACGACUUUUCAGACAUGGAGCUUUUGGAAUUAAUUCCCUUCCUUGAAUCAAUAAAUGAAGCUGACGAUGUCUGUGCAUAUUUGAGAAAUGCAAAUAUGAACACCCUAAAAGGGAGAUGUAAUUCCUUGGAACUCAACACCACUAGCUGAAUUUCAAGUACUCUUCAGAUUUUUAAUUAAAGAAUUUAACAUUUCUUUUUUUUUUUAAUGCCACUACAUAUGAAAAAGUUCUGAAAUUUGUCAUUGUGUCAAAUAAUUUAGUUACACAGAUUUAUGUCAUUCUCCCAACUUCUUCUGAUUUGGGCAGAAGGUAUUGAGUUCAUCUUGUUUCCAAAGCUUCAGUUACAUAUGUUUGGUGAAACAGAUGCCAAAAAGACUUCAACAAACAACAUCGUAGGUUCAGUACAAUCUUAGGAAGGUGAUGUUGACCAAAGCACUGAGAUCUGUGUUGCUUACCUGAAGGAUUACUGCUUUGAUGACAAGAUUGACAAAAAAGAAGUUUUUAACCCCUAAAUAUUUCUCAGGUUUUAUUUCUUGUUUUGUAGAAAUUAUUGUUUUAUAAAAAAUUUGGAUUAUUUUUAUCAUUACAUUUGUAAGGGUAUUUGGUCUUUCAAAACUUAUCAGUCGAAAACUUAAGUAAAUUUUAAUGACAAACAUUUCAGUAGUAAGAAUUGUGUGACUUUGAAGACGUACUGGAACGAUUGUGAAUGACUUUUAAAUGCCCUUGAAAAUUUCCUCUUUAGUCAUUAAUUUGAGGUAACAAGAAGAUGUAGUGAAGAGCCAUUCACUGUAUUGGUUUUUGUAACAUAUUCUUGAAAUGCUAAACUAUGCCAUCUUACAUUUUAUACGUAGAUCACAAUACUCUAAGAACCUAGGAAACAUUUUUGUUUGAAUGCAGGUGUUAUUAA